Messenger RNA from Emiliania huxleyi CCMP1516, 2028 nucleotides. RefSeq lists its product as hypothetical. The transcript has 6 exons. The coding region runs from base 1 to 2028 and encodes 675 amino acids. Lineage: Eukaryota; Haptophyta; Isochrysidales; Noelaerhabdaceae. The record is from RefSeq and is a predicted model, not a curated record. Gene Ontology annotation, cellular component: membrane.
AUGUGGCUCGCGGUAACGGCUCUGCACCCGCCCCGAGGCUCGACUCCUGUAGCGCUCACCGGCUCGGUUGCGCCGUGCGUCCACUUCGUCAACCCGCUUGAGGUUGACGGCUUCGCAGAGCCUGGCGGCUGGGGAACCACUUCAGCGGCCGAGAAGCCAAUCCUGUACUUUUUUCCGGGGAUGGAUGGCUCCCUGCAGACGCCAUUCAUGCAGUUCUGCGAGCUGAGCACCACCUUCGAGCUCGCAUGCAUGCGGCACAACGAGGGCCUCGCCUCGCGUGCCAGCUUCGAGGAGGUGGCGGACUCAUGCGCAGUCGCUGUCGCCACGUCGGCAGCGGGCGGCCGGCAGGUCCUGCUCGUGGGCGAGUCGUUUGGCGCAACGCUCGCCCUCGCCGUCGCUGACAAACUCUCCCGCGUCCUUCUCCCCGGCCAGCAACGCGGAGGUGUGCGUGGAGUCGUACUGGUCAACCCGGCAACCUCGUACCGCCGCUCGACGCUCGCAAAGAUUGGGCCUCUGUGCGCAUCACUCGCCGGCCCUCUCCUCGCGCCGCUGUACGCGCUGUCGCUCGUCGCUGUCGCCGCCCUCGUGCUCACGCCCGCGUACCAGGCGCCCUCCUUCCUCUCCACGGUCGCCGCGCAAAAGGCGACGGAGCUCAACAACAACCCGUACCGCGAAGCCUUUGUCGGCCGCGUCGCGAUGGGAGCGACGCUCGGGCUGAGCGGGCCGCGGCUCGACAUCGGGCCCCUCCUCGCGAUCCAGGUCUUCUCGCCCGAGGAGCUCGGCUUCCGGCUGAGUCGGUGGCUGGAGUACGGCGCCGGCCUGCUCGAGGCGGCGCUGCGACUCACCGCUCGCGCCGACCUGCUCGAGAGACGGAGCGUCGUCAAGGAGCUGCGGCUGCCGAUGCUCGCCGUGGUGGGCGACCUCGACCGCCUGCUGCCGAGCGUAGACGAGGCCGCCCGCUUGCGCGAGGCGCGCGGCACCGUGACGGUGCAGGGCGCGGGCCACGCGUCCACGCUGGGCAACCGCAUCCGCAACGCGUUCGCCGCCGACUUCGAGCCUCCCCUCUCGCCUCGCGUCGACCUGGUGGGGCGGGGCGAGAGCCCGGGCGACGGCGGCGACGGGUGGGAGCGCGGGCUGCUCGACCGCACGUAUCCGGCGCUCGACCCGGCAGACUACACGGAGCUGAACCGAGGGGGCAGCAGGGCCCCGGCAGAGAGGGCCGCGAUCCGCGAGCUACUCUGCGCGCUCGAGGAGGCGGGCGAGGGCGUCCCGUACUUGGACGCGGCGGGGGACGCGCCGCUCUGUGGCAACUACGAGCUGGCCUAUUUCGACCGUUCGAUCGACGGCAAGCGCGGCUCGGGCGGAGAAGAGCCGACGCGGCCGUUUGGCUCGAGAGCGCUCGGUGCGCUCUUCUCGCUCCGCUUCUCCUUCCAGCACCUCGUCGCGCCCGACGCAGCCAUCAACUACGUCGGCUUCACCUGCUGCGGCAUCCCCGCCUCGGUCUUCACGGCAGGCGCCGUCGAGCGCCUCGACCGCACGGCGGUGGAGGCGCUCCGGCGGCAGCACGGCACGCCGCUCCGGUUCGACACGGCCGUCCGGAUCGAUUUCGGCACGCCGCGCCUCUCCAUCGGCCGCGGCGGCUGGGCGCGCACCUUCGAGUUGCCCGCCGGGCAGAGCCCCCCGGUAAGCCUCUGCACCACGUACGUCGACGAGCGCUUGCGGCUCGCGCGGGCUGCUGGAGGGGGGAGGCUCGUCUUCACGCGGGGCGGCCUCGCCGACGAGCCUCUGGCGGACAGCUGGAGGGCAGUCGCCGACCUGACACCCGUCCGCCCGAGGUCGGUGGCGGCGGUUGCGCUGGGCAUCCUCGCCUCACUCGCCGCAGCGGUGCCGCCGCUCCGCCGCCCUCUGCAGCUCGCGGCGCUGGUGGGCGGGGCGGGCGCAGCCGUGAGAGUGGCGGAGAGCAGACGGAGAGCGCGGCGCGGGUGGGCGGCGAUGGGGAGGAGAGAGCCGGUGGGCGGGGGUGAUUGA